UGGCAACUAAUCCAGCUCAUUCACGAACUAGAACAGUACUGUCUCGCAACGUUUCAGUGAGUAGACAUCCUUUGCUAUAUAGCUUGAAAGAGGUUUCCAAGAAGUCUAAGCCAUGUCGCAACAAGCCCUUCUCUUCUUUGUCUUGAUUGCAAUGACUCAAGCUUCGUUUGGGGUACACUUCAUUGUGGGACAGCUGUCAGGUACCUUGGGUGAACAUCGUAUUUACCCCAAAAAUUCAGAAAUCAAGGAAUUCCAGGCCGACGAAACAUUCCAAGGGUUCACUCACGAAAAUGGCCGCCUGAAAGUGCAGGAGUGUGGAUUGUACUACAUCUACGCGCAAGUGUUUUUCGAAAUUUACAACAGCGGGCCUACGUACCACAACCGCGUGGCUUUGACGGUAAAUGGAGCUCCUUUCAGCUUGAUGCAAACGGGACUCGGUGGCAAGGCUGAUUACGGCAGUAGGUAUACCGGGGGGGUCGUUGAACUGCACAAGGAUGAUUACAUCAGCUUGGUGACCGUCUAUGACAGCCGACUGUGGGUGGCACGCCGUCACACAUUCUUUGGAGCUUAUAGAAUCGGUGAAUAACUGUAACACUAUCAAGGAAAUGUGGUUUUCACGCGGUCACACAUUUUUUGGAGCUUAUAGAAUCAGUAAAUAACUGUAACGCUAUCGAGUGACAAGUCUUUCAAAUAAUAAAGUAAUUAGAUGGUGUUACAUGAUAACACAAAUAAUGAUUAAAGCAAGUUGAACAGUAGGGAAAAUUAGACCACUUGUGAGAAGCCUUGCAAUUUGAAAAAUGUACAAUAUUCGUUCUGUUAGUAAUACGUAAUACUCUGUUCGUAAGCCAUCGUAGUUUAAUUGAUUAAAAACAUAAC
Messenger RNA from Orbicella faveolata, 876 nucleotides. RefSeq lists its product as uncharacterized. The record is from RefSeq and is a predicted model, not a curated record. NCBI's taxonomy places the organism in Eukaryota, Metazoa, Cnidaria, Anthozoa, Scleractinia, Merulinidae. Gene Ontology annotation, biological process: immune response. Gene Ontology annotation, cellular component: membrane. Gene Ontology annotation, molecular function: tumor necrosis factor receptor binding; receptor ligand activity.